AUGGCGUCUGUCAAGUCCUUCCCAACAAUCAAAGCCGUGCGGACCUUCAUCAUCGAGGGCGUAGGCUCUGGUGGUGAUUAUCAUAAUGUCAAAGGUGGCCAUUGGUUGAUCGACGCCAAAAUUGCAACUCCGAUGUCCAAAUGGGAGAAGUACCGCAGCUCUAGAACGACAUUUGGAAUCAAUGUCUUGGGGUCUUUCUGUGUCGAGAUCGAAGCGACCGACGGCACAAAAGGAUUUGCGACCGGAUUUGGAGGGCCUCCGGGCUGUUGGCUUGUCCAGCAACACUUCCAGCGCUUUCUGCUUGGAAGAGAUCCCCGGGAUGUCAAUGAUCUGUAUGAGCUCAUGUAUCGAGGUUCCAUGUUUUAUGGUCGCAAAGGGCUGCCGGUUGCAGUCGUCUCAGUUCUUGAUUUGGCACUAUGGGAUCUCCUUGGAAAAAUUAGAAACGAACCAGUCUACAAAAUGAUCGGCGGUGCAACGAGAGAUCGGUUGCACUUCUACUGCACAGGGCCCGAGCCAGCCGCUGCUCAAAAGAUGGGUUUUAUGGCUGGCAAGGUACCCUUGCCUUACAGUGCAGAGGAGCCCUACAGUCUGAGGAAGAACAUAGAAUUUCUCAAGAAGCAUCGUGAGGAUGUGGGGCCUGAUUUCCCUCUUCGGGUGGACUGCUGGAUGUCUUUGAAUGUUCAAUAUACGAUCGAACUUGUAUCUGAAGCAAAGCGACAAAAUAUUAGGAUAGAUUGGUGGGAAGAAGUUCUCUCUCCUGACGACUUUGAUGGAUUUGCUUUAUUAAAAAGAGCGCAUCCGGAUACAAAAUUCACGACGGGAGAGCAUGAAUAUUCUCGCUACGGAUUUCGCAAAUUGUUAGAAGGCCGCAACGUCGAUAUUAUCCAGCCUGAUGUUAUGUGGCUGGGAGGCCUGACUGAGCUUCUGAAGGUCACAGCCAUGGCCGCCGCAUACGACAUCCCCGUCGUUCCUCACGCUUCGGGUCCUUACUCAUACCACUUUGUUGUCAGCCAGCACAAUUCCCCAUUCCAGGAAUAUCUCGCAAACAGCCCUGAUGGGAAGAGCGUCCUGCCAGUAUUUGGAGACUUAUUCCUCAACGAACCCAUUCCCACCAAUGGAUACCUAGAUGUCAGUGUUCUUGAUAAGCCAGGAUUCGGUCUUGAACUAAACCCGAACGCUCGAUUGGUUGAUGCAACCAAUCUGUUGGGAUUUGCCCCUCAGAAGUCUUUGACAGCGCCUGUAGAGCAGAAGGAGACGAAAGUCAAUGGCGAUCACGUUGUUCUGAACGGAGAACUUUCUGAAGGCCAUGUUGCUUAG
Molecule: messenger RNA, 1317 nt
Organism: Exophiala aquamarina CBS 119918
Lineage: Eukaryota; Fungi; Ascomycota; Eurotiomycetes; Chaetothyriales; Herpotrichiellaceae
Exons: 2
Coding region: 1-1317 (438 amino acids)
Biological process (GO): carbohydrate catabolic process
Molecular function (GO): L-rhamnonate dehydratase activity; magnesium ion binding
Source: RefSeq, a predicted model, not a curated record